GCCCGAGCUCGACCCGUGUUGUGAGAGGUGUAUCCGAAACAGGGACAAAGAAAUAAAAUGCAGACAAUAAAAACGAUCCCAUCUCAGCCAACAGAGAGAGGGGGGAAACACAAAUAACUCAGCCCGCAGCCCUAGUAGCUUCCUUCUCUGGUCAUCGUCGGCGAAAGCCUUGGCAUCACCCUCUCUAUCUCCCGCCCGCCCAGAAGGUUGAGUGUCUUUUGGAAUGGCAACACGGCCGGAUCCAGAUAUCGACGAUGAUUUUAGUGAAAUUUACAAGGAGUAUACUGGUCCUCCAGGCUCUACAGUCAAUAGUGCACAUGAUAUGGCAAAAAUAAAUAAAAGGUCCCAUGUGGACUCUGAUGAGGAAGAGGAAACUCCUGACCCAAAUGCUGUCCCAACCGAUUUUACGAGCCGAGAAGCAAAGUUUUGGGAAGCUAAAUCCAAGGCUACUGAGCGGAAUUGGAAGAAGAGGAAAGAGGAAGAAAUGAUUUGUAAAAUAUGUGGGGAAUCGGGUCAUUUUACUCAGGGAUGCCCCUCUACUCUUGGGGCUAAUCGCAAAUCUCAAGAUUUCUUUGAAAGGGUUGCAGCAAGGGACAAUCAUAUAAAAGCUCUAUUUACUGAGAAAGUGAUACAGGGUAUCGAGAAGGACAUAUGUUGUAAAAUCAAAAUGGAGGAGAAAUUUAUAAUUGUUAGCGGGAAGGAUAGGUUAAUUUUGGCGAAAGGUGUUGAUGCUGUGCACAAGGUUAUCAAGGGGGAGGGUGAUCAGAAGGGCUCUUCUAGUUCCCACAAGAGUAGAUCUAGGUCCCCUGAGAGAAGCCCUGUUGGUUCACGGCUGCUACACUCUGAUUCCCAAAGGUCCUAUCCAGGUCACCCAUAUGAUACAUCACGAUAUCAACAGAGGUUUGGAAGACAAGAUAAGAUUAAGGGAGACAGUCGUGAGGAUCUGCAUAAAUUCUCAAGGGGUUCUCCACAAGCUUAUGGUAAUGAUGGAGGUAGAAGUCACUCAAGCUGUUCUAAAUCUCCUGCACGUCCCCUUUAUGCUGGCAACUCUUAUGGCUCGCAUGAUGGUCAUGGUCAUAGCACGGCUGGUUAUAGAACUGCAGGACGGGAUAUUGAGAGGCAGGGGUCUGGCCAUCAGUUUGAUUACUCUACUUUCCCGCAGAUGUUAGAAGAACUGGAGUUAGAGUACAAGAGAGAUGCAAUGGAGCUUUCUAGAAUUCGUGACAAAGAAGAAGAUGAAGAAAAUUACAAGCAUCGUGAGACUAUCAGGGAAAUUGGAGAGAAUUACGUGCAGAGAUUGGCUAUUCUAAGGGGCACACACACAAGACAGUGGGAGGAGUUUCUUCAAUGCAAUGCCCAAAUGCAUCAGCAACAACCAAGGCAGCCAAUUUCCGUGUCUGGUUUUGGUGGCCAUAAACAGCACUCUUAUUCUGAAUUUGAUGGUUCUUCAGCCAAUCCUUAUUAUGCUGGAAACAGUUUACACAUGGAUUCAAGGGCUAGGUGCUCAAAUGACAUGGAAAACUAUUCUUCAAGACCUCAUGAUACAUAUGAUGAGUUCCAGCAUCAGAGGCGCGAGGCUUUUGGGAAAGCGUACAAUCGAUACUAACUUGGUAUACUGGAACUAAAUUAGGGCCCAGAUCAUGGUCGUAGGAGUAAUGCACAGGAGUGGCCCAGACCUAGGUAAGUUUGUCAGCUAUCCUAUUGACCUCGAGAGGAGAAUGAUCCCAGUCAUCUGACACUCCUAGUAUGUAAGUAGAAUUGCUUCAAUUUCAAUUUAGUGGCUGGACUCUGUUCAAUACUUCUUUUCUAUAGGUGAGAUGUGGUAAUCAUUUUCUUAGGUAGGUCUGCUAAUGUUGGAGGUUGCCGUCUUUUGACUAGCUCAUAUUUGCAUCAAUGGACUAUAUUUUUGGCUGAUUUUUCAAUUCAGAGUACUGUGGUUUAUGGUUA
Messenger RNA from Populus nigra (black poplar), 1947 nucleotides. RefSeq lists its product as uncharacterized. The record is from RefSeq and is a predicted model, not a curated record. NCBI's taxonomy places the organism in Eukaryota, Viridiplantae, Streptophyta, Magnoliopsida, Malpighiales, Salicaceae. The transcript is spliced from 6 exons. Gene Ontology annotation, molecular function: nucleic acid binding; zinc ion binding. Bases 224 to 1606 code for a protein of 460 amino acids.